CUAGUUUGUUGAAGCUGACAUGGAGAGCGACUCUGAAACACACAGUGGUGAAGAUACUACUCCAGAUGACUGGAUGGAAUUGGCUGAUGACAGUCCUGAUGGAAGUCCUGCUUACAUUCCAGCCGACACUCCAGGUGCCAGUCCAGCCAACAGUCCUGCUGCCACACAGAAACCCUCAGAAAAAGAGGAUUUUAAACUGUCCCUAAUCACCUGGAACGUGGACGGGAUUAAUGGGGAAAAACGUCCAGAGCGUGCCAGAAGCCUGGUUAAAUAUUUAAAGUUAUACAAACCUGAUGUGGUGUUCCUGCAGGAGCUCAUUCCCCCUUAUGUCCAGUUCUUGAAGAAACGGUUUGCGAGCUACCUGAUGAUUGAAGGUGCUGAGGAAGGUUACUUCACAGGGAUGUUGCUGAAAAAGUCACGAGUCACAUUUGUGGAGAGUGAGAUAGUACCUUAUCCCACCACUCAGAUGAGGAGGAACCUGCUUGUUGCUCAGGUGAUCGUCGACGGCCAGAAGCUGUGCCUGAUGACAUCUCACUUUGAGAGCUUUAAGGCAUGUUCUAAAGAGCGUAUGAAUCAGCUGCAUGUGGUGAAGUGGAGGUUUAAACGUGCACCUGAUGAUGUCACCGUUGUGUUUGGGGGAGACACAAACCUGAGGGACGCGGAGGUACCCAAGGUGGGCCUGCCUGCAACUGUCUGUGAUGUAUGGGAGCGACUGGGCAAGCAGGAGCACUGCCGCUACACGUGGGACACCACUACUAACACCAAUCAGAAUAUUUCUACACCUGCUCGCUUCCGCUUUGACAGAAUCUACCUCCGCCCGGCUAUCAAACGUGGAGUCCCACGUCUGGCCCCUGAUCACAUGGCCUUGGUGGGGCUGGAGAAGCUGGACUGUGGACGCUACACUAGUGAUCACUGGGGAAUCUACUGCACCUUCACAGCUGAAUAGAACUACACAAAACAACCAAAACCAUGACAGUUAAGCAUUUUAUUUUAGAUCAGCUGCUCUUUAAAUCACUGUAACACUAUGCAGGAAG
Pundamilia nyererei is the source of this 1034-nucleotide messenger RNA. RefSeq names its product tyrosyl-DNA phosphodiesterase 2-like. Bases 20 to 946 code for a protein of 308 amino acids. NCBI's taxonomy places the organism in Eukaryota, Metazoa, Chordata, Actinopteri, Cichliformes, Cichlidae. Gene Ontology annotation, cellular component: cytoplasm; PML body. The record is from RefSeq and is a predicted model, not a curated record. Gene Ontology annotation, molecular function: single-stranded DNA binding; 5'-tyrosyl-DNA phosphodiesterase activity. The transcript is spliced from 6 exons. Gene Ontology annotation, biological process: double-strand break repair.